AUGGCGCGCGUGGUGGUCGAUCUGAACAACCUACUGGCGGACUCGCAGUCCGGGUCGCUCAUCCAGAUAUGGAUGCCGGACAGGGAGAACGGAACCGCCCAGCUGCAGACGCAGGGCCUGCCAUACGCGGUGACGGGCACGGGCGACCUGCUGGCGCUGUUUCGCUGCAUAUCGUGCCGCUACCACUUCAGCACGGACGUCAUGCAGCCCAAGCUGCUGGGCGCCCCCGGGCGGGUGUACACCACGCUGGAGCCGGAGAUGUGCAACGACCUGCAGAAGUACCACAAACAGAUCUACCUCAGGGUGAACGAGGCACAGCGGUGCAUGGUGCAUUCCACGGUGGUGAUGCCCUUCUUCGAAACUCCCACCAGGGAGAGGCCCGUUGGCGUCCUGGAGGUCAUAAAGACUGCCAAGAAUGUGUCUUUCAGCGACUUGGUGGAGCGCCUCUCUGAGGCUCUGUCUCGGGUUGAUUUCUACUCUUCAGAUAUGGACAGCCGCAGCCUCGAGCUUGGGCUUCGCCAGUGGCCCUUGGACGUGGACAACUCCUUGGUGGAGGUUGCGCGGAGGGCGCAGGUGGAAGAGCUCCCUGUGGAUGGUGAAGAAGCAUCUGGCACAGGGGAAACAGAGGCAGAUGCAUCACCAAACAAGUUGAAACGGAACUUACCCAAAAUUAAGAGAGAUCCCUCUCCAGAUGCAGACCAUGCAGGAACUUCGAAACCUGAGAAAGAUGCUCCAAAGGAUGUCCGAGCUGAGAAGAAAGAACAGCCCAUGCACACAACCCUGGGCUUGAGCAGCUCCGCUCCAAACCUCACUGCACAGCUGGACACAAGCCGGUCUCAAGCAGAUGCCUCUGCCAGCAUGCCUCAGGUUGUCGGCGGUGUGCCAUGCAGCGUCAACUAUCCAUUCCCCACCUACUUCACACCGACGGUGGCUGGGGCCGGGGUGUGCUAUCCCAAUGGUGCGCAGCACCCAGGGAUGCCAUAUAUGACUGUUCCCACCAUGCAGGGCUCCAUGCCAGUCAUGCCGCAGUUUGGCCUCAACCAAGCGGAGCUGCCUGCAGCCCCCCGAAUUGCUGGGCCCUUGAACCCUGCAACGUUCAACCCUGUGAACAGCACCCAGGACAUGGCGAGCGCGAUGUUGCACAUGCAAAACUUCCAGUCCUUGCUGCAGGAGAUGCAACCAGGGGAUCGGCGGGUCAAGAGUGAUAUCCGCAGAGCCAAGACAAGCAUGGGCACAGGCCGGCACCUGACGUUCGAUGAUCUGAAGCGCCACAUGAAUGUGGGUCUGAAGGAAGCUGCGGCACAGCUAGGCAUCUGCCCCACAACGCUGAAGAGGGCGUGUAGGAGGAACGGUAUCACACGGUGGCCUUGCCGGCAGCUGGCUAAGCUAAACAAGACGAUGGGCGACAUGGGGUACAAGGGUCCGCCCCCAGAUGAUGUGCUGGAGUCAGCCUUCAGGGGCCAGCUCAAGACCAGCGACCUGCCAAAGGAUUUGAGUUCCACCGAAUUGAACACAUUGGGUGAGGCUGGUGGCGCCACUACCCAGAGUUUGGACAUACAAGAUGUGCGCAGGAGGCUUGCUGACGGUGUCAGUUCCGCACCAGCAGAGCUCAACGUUUUGGCGGGCUCCAGUUCUUCCCAUGGCUUUCUGUCAACUGUGCUUGGAGAGCAGGACUACGAGUGGACAACAACUGGCGAUGAUGCUGACGAUGACAUAGGCGUCGACGAGGACGAGGACGAGCCAGACCCAAACCGCUCUGCUGGUCUGCAGUGUAGUGCUAUGCCUGGCAACCCUGAACAGGAUGCCAAGAUUACUGUACCCCUUUCGGGCGCGGCCACAUCUGCCACAAUGGAUAUCCCCUUCAUGGCUGGUGUGUCAGAUCCACAGGGCGGGGUACACCAAGGGUGUGGUGGUCAGUCACGCCAGACUAUCCCGGAGGGCGGUCUCAUGCUCGCUGAUUUCCUGCAGGACACCUUCGAUGUCGGUCAUCUGGACAGGCUAGAUAUUGACAUGCCAGAUCUUGGGGAGCUUGGCCAACAGGCGUCUUAG
Molecule: messenger RNA, 2049 nt
Organism: Ostreobium quekettii
Lineage: Eukaryota; Viridiplantae; Chlorophyta; Ulvophyceae; Bryopsidales; Ostreobiaceae
Source: the annotation of a GenBank genome assembly